AGCACACGGAAGACGGAAGUAGGCCGCGAAGCUCGUUUCCAAGAGCAACGUCACACAGAGAACGACGCCAGUCUGGUGGUUUGUAGAAUCUGUCAAUAAUUUACCAACACGUAACGGGAUACAGAGACCAGUUAGGCUUUGACAGCCAUUGUUUGUGUACGGAGGUGAAGUGUCUUAUCCGCAAACAUGCUGGGAACUAAAGCAGCAACCACCAUAGGGCCCGAAUCGUGGAGAAACAGUACAUUGAAAGGGAUAAAAAUAUCUCAAACAAUCGUUCAAAAGAGUGACAAAAGUUGUGAUGUGGGACGGGUCUUUGACCCCCUCCCUCAUCUCCGAGAUACAGUGGCCCAAUUGAGCAACGAUGAAAUUCACAGAUAUACGAGAGAAGUUAGAAUUGUGGUAGCCAGACUCAGGGAGAGUCUUUUGGACACAAAUGAAGAAAUAAAAGCCCUCUCCAGGGGAAGAGAAGCACUUGAAAAAUCCUUGGAACACACCAGAAAGGAUAUAAGGUUGAAUAAAGACAGUCAAGAUAUAAGAGUAUCCAGGCCUUCAAAAGAAAGGGAACAUGAUGGAGCUGAUGAUUUACUCAAUGCUGAGCGAGCUCACCUGUUGAACUGUAAAAAGGCACUAGAGGCACAGCUGAAGUCUGUCCAGCAGCAACUUCAGGUACUAGAUGCCGCGCGUCGCCGCCUCUUUGCCACCCUACAGGAGCGCUCACGUGUGUUGGACCUGCUGAACCAUGCCCUAUCUUCAAUCAGUAACACUGCAAGCUGUAUGGCAGGCCCAGGGAGCCUUCACCGCAGUAAAACCUCCCUCGAUGGCCGUCUGUCUCGUCUGGCACUGGCCACCACUCAGGCUGAUCCUCUGGGGCCCUUCACACCCGAAGCUGACCAGUCGCUGUUGGAUGCUGAGGAGGCGAGAUCCAGGAGUGGCUACCUCAGGAGGGAACUUAAGGAGGCCAUCGAGAGGACAGAGAAACUAAAGGAGGCUGCUCACAAGUCUGUAAAUGACGGCAUCACACAGAAACUCUCGGAGACUAUCACACUGAAACAACACUUGGGAGUAACACUUGGCGAGAACAGACAUGGAAUCCACAGGGCUCAGCGUUGGUACGAUGCCACAGAGAAGGCCAGAGGCUACACACUGGGACCAGUUACAAGUGCUGAUAUGACCACCAGAGAGAGGUUGGACCGUCCCCUCGUGAGGGUGUUCCACCGACAUCCCGGCACACAAUUACCAGAGGCCCAGGAGGUCAUCAAGAACGGUGGUGGUUUGCUCCAGUCACUCACAGCCACCAGCCGGAACAUAGGAUUGCUCAAUCUGGCUAACAUCAAACUCCGGGAAGACAUCAAGAGUAAGGGUGUCGCGUCAUCUGUAGAUGCCAGCAUCAUUCGGCUGCGCAGGAGGAGAGGAGAUCACAGAUGGACCUUAGGAGCUGCGUUCUAAUCCCAGUUACUGCAUGUUUGCUGUGAACAUUGAAAAUAAAAUAGGUACAAGGCAUCCACAGAGGGGAUGGCAUCAUGAGGAUAGUUACCGAACAUGUCAAUUCUUACAGUCGGUUUAUAUCUAGUCUGUUACCAACAGGUUAAAACAAAUCUAAUACCUUCCGGAUUUUUUAUUUAUAAAUAAUGAUUACCAGAGAAAUUCUACAACUUUCUUUUAAUUGUGCUUUGUAAUCAAAACCCUUCUCCAGGAAUAAUCUUGCAAGUUGUGAGUGUGAGGGAGAGAAAAUGUGAUUUACAAAUCUGGUUUAACAAAAUGGAAAAUUUGUAGAAUUGUUUUGGCUGUAAGGAAAAGAACUGGAUUGAGUGAUUGACAAUUUUGUUUGAUAAUUUAGUGGAUGAUCACCAACCUUGACCUAAUGUUAUAAAGUGACAUUAUAAUAAAUAUAUUGUUCGUGUUUUGUUAUUGCUAUACCAAUAGAUUUGGUAUACAUUUCAUUCUACAUAAAAAUCUUUUAUUGUCAUUUUUAAAAAAAACCUCUAAAACUGCAAGUUGCAGUGUAUUUUUAUGAUAUACUCUUAUUUUCAUUUUAAAGACACUUGCAUGUUUACACGAUUUAUUCAUUUUUUCUGCAAAAUGAUUUUAUUAAAGAAUGUAUGCAAAAAUUACUUUCUUACUUUUUUUUAUAUAUUUGUGCUCAUUUCUUCACAUUAGAAAUUAUUAUUAAAUUAAUUUUGUUGCACUGUCUGUGAUUGUUUUUAGUAAAAUGAGUAGUCUUUUUCAAAUUGAAAAACCCCCUGAACUUUUCAUUUAUUAAGUUUUAGUGUUGCACUCAAUGGUUUUCUUUUAAAUGAAAAUAGUAUUUUUUAUCGCUGCUCAGUUUGACUGAGUUGACAACAGUAUUACAGAAUGAUAGUAGCUAUUGUGGGUACUCCUUGUUACAUGUUAUAAUCAGUAUUAUGGCUGCUGCUACGUAAGCAGCCCGGACCCUGUGAAGGAUUGGAUCUGAUGAAUCAGUAUUUAACUGUUGAACCGGUUUAAGUAUUAAUAGUCUGUAUUGGAAAAUAAAGGAAAAUAACCUGGAUUGAUUUUUUCCAUCUACCUAGGUAUAUAUACAAAGUAUUAUUGAAACAGAAAUGAGCUUACACCCUUACAUGAGUAUCCCUGAUUUUGCUCAACCAACAUAUUUGUUUUUGGUCUUGUGCAUUGUAUGCAUGAAUGCUGGUUUGUAUCAAAACAACAUUUACAUAUUACUGGUAUUUUUUUCAUUAAUUGUUUGCAAAAUAUAUUAUACAAUACAAAGUAUUUGUUAAUUGCUUGUUGUUACAUGUAAAAGAAACAAAUAGUAUAUAUUGUUCUGUUCACCAUGUACAUUAUAUAUUUAUACAUGCUUAUCAUUUACAUUUUGUAUGAUAUACAUUAUGACCUGCUGUCGCGUUGUCUGUGAUAACAUGUUUGUUAGUGACACACGUUUUUAUUGUUGAGUUGUUAAAGCUACUAAGAAUCCUAAGCAUUCGUUUUUCUUCCCUUUUAUUUCCUUUAUAAUGGUUUUCGAAAUAAUGUGAUAAUUUUCUUUGUAAAACAUUGUUUUCGCUCCCAUGAAACUACACAAAGUUCUACUUAGAGUUGAUUGUAGACUGUGAUAUACAAACUUGGCUAUGCUGCCAAGGACAUUGGCCUAAACGAACACAUUACAUAGCACUGUGAUGGAUGUUUAAUAUUAUUUGUUUUCAUUUCAAUACUUAUAGUGAAAGUCCUUUGAUAUGUAAAUAAAAGGUGUAAAUUUUAGGUUUUAUGAUAAUUUACUCCAAGUCAAUAGCAUAAUUAAGUUCCAUCCUUAUCAGAUUAAUGUAAAGUUCUUUUUUUGAAUGAAAUUUUCCAUAAAUAAAUUGGAUAAUGACCAAAUUUUUAAACUUACAUUAAAAACAACCACUCCUUUUGAUUUCGAUUUUGUAAGAGACAGCAUGAGUGUGCAGUUAAAUAGGAGUUUAGAUUUUAAUAGUCAGUAGUAUUAUGGUUGGCCCCCAGUCUUUCCAACCCUUCAUUUCACUUUCUCUGUGAUAAGUUUAUCAGCACUGUAUCAUUGCACUGCAAACCCACUGUUUUUGUUGCACACCUUGUCAGACUAUUACGAGUGCUAAAUAAAAGGCUUGAUAGGCU
Mizuhopecten yessoensis (Yesso scallop) is the source of this 3603-nucleotide messenger RNA. RefSeq names its product coiled-coil domain-containing protein 105-like. The coding region runs from base 187 to 1446 and encodes 419 amino acids. Lineage: Eukaryota; Metazoa; Mollusca; Bivalvia; Pectinida; Pectinidae. The transcript has 6 exons. The record is from RefSeq and is a predicted model, not a curated record.